Zingiber officinale is the source of this 1349-nucleotide messenger RNA. RefSeq lists its product as uncharacterized. The record is from RefSeq and is a predicted model, not a curated record. Gene Ontology annotation, molecular function: protein binding; transcription coregulator activity. Lineage: Eukaryota; Viridiplantae; Streptophyta; Magnoliopsida; Zingiberales; Zingiberaceae. The coding region runs from base 210 to 929 and encodes 239 amino acids. The transcript is spliced from 7 exons. Gene Ontology annotation, biological process: regulation of DNA-templated transcription. Gene Ontology annotation, cellular component: histone deacetylase complex.
UUGCCAAGCAUUAGUUUACUGAACGCCCACUCUCUACUGUCCUUGACUCCUUUCUCCUCUUCCCUCCUCUUCUGCUGCUACUGGAAACCCUACUCUUUUUCCACACCCAGAUCCCGAUCUCCUCUCUGUUGACAUUCAAUUCUCGCGAAUCCGCUGGUUGUUCGGCUGAUCGAUCGCUCAUCUAUGUAAUUCCUAUAUUUGAUAGUUUGAUGGUGACUCAGCUGGUUGGAUAUCAGGUUGUAAAUCUAUUGCAAGGUAUGGAGGCUGAGUUUUGCUCUGUCAGGACAACCCUAUCUCCUUCACAGUAUGAAAGUGGGGAUGAAGAGCUUUCUGUGCUUCCCAGGCACACUAAAGUCAUUGUAACUGGAAACAACAGAACUAAGUCUGUCUUAGUUGGACUUCAAGGUGUUGUGAAGAAGGCAGUAGGUCUUGGUGGCUGGCAUUGGUUGGUUCUAAAGAAUGGGGUAGAAGUGAAACUGCAAAGAAAUGCAUUGAGCGUCUUGGAAGCUCCUACUGGAAAUGAAGAUGACGAUGACAUCGAAUAUGAUAAUUCAUUCUGCAGUAGUUCAGAUGUGGGACACAAAGAAAUCUAUUACCCUAGCUUAGAUUUACAUAAGCCCACAAAGCCAAGGGUUCGGCAUACCAAACCAUGGACAUCUUUCGUAAAGUCAAAUCGUCAAAGCAGUUAUCAAGACUCUCAUACUAAUGGCCAUAAAUAUCAAAUGAGACUUAACUUGGCUAAGCUUGGGACGCCGACCUUACGGAAAUACUGGAGGCACUUCAAUCUCGUAAACAUCAACCCCAACCCAACAAAGGAACAAUUGAUUCUUGGGGUACAAAAUCAUCUCCUAUCCCAGCAAUUGGAUGAGAUGCAGGUGAUCAUGGGCUUCAUCCACUCUGCCAAAAGAUUGAAAACAGUCAACCCAUGAGAGGAACAAGGUGCAUGGUGCGGUUGGAUAUAAGGUAAAAUAUGAAGCAGAUCUGGUGAAACAGAAGCGACUUAACCAAUCUGAGUCAUAUGCCAUCAAACCAGUUCUACUUCUACAGAGGGAAUUUCACUAUACAAAACCAUGCCACUUGAUGGUUGGUUUUGUAUCCUAGUUAAAAUAUACAUAUAUCUAUAAAUUUGUAUUGUUUCAUUGAGCAAUGGAAAGGACAUCUUGGUUGUGGUGGUGGGGACAGACUGCUCAAAGGAUGAGUCAGAAAAGGUAUAUAACCCCUCCGGCUUUGCAGUGGAAAAUGUGUCAUGUGAUCUUGCCUUUUAACUCCAGCGCACUUGAUAAUUAGAGGAUAAAAUUAUGUAAAGUUACAUUUAAAUAAUUAAUUGAUGCUAAAGUAUCUUUGAGUAA